Molecule: messenger RNA, 246 nt
Organism: Ustilaginoidea virens
Lineage: Eukaryota; Fungi; Ascomycota; Sordariomycetes; Hypocreales; Clavicipitaceae
Exons: 1
Coding region: 1-246 (81 amino acids)
Source: RefSeq, a predicted model, not a curated record
AUGCCAUGGCCACGUAUGCCUGUUAACGGACCGCUGCAUCCCAGGGCCACCUUUGCACCUAUGCCUGUGACCUUGCGUUUUCUGGGCCAGCGUCCGUGUUGCACUGCACGUCUGGCACUAGCUGCCACGAGGGGUUUCCGCAAUGACCGGGACGCAGCUGGACAUCGUGUACAUGCGGCUCGGCUCGGCUCAUUGGCGUCGUUCGUUGAUGAAGUUGCGAAACGCAUACUUCAUGUACAUCUAUGA